Messenger RNA from Hyposmocoma kahamanoa, 906 nucleotides. RefSeq lists its product as uncharacterized. NCBI's taxonomy places the organism in Eukaryota, Metazoa, Arthropoda, Insecta, Lepidoptera, Cosmopterigidae. The record is from RefSeq and is a predicted model, not a curated record. The transcript has 6 exons. Bases 16 to 711 code for a protein of 231 amino acids.
UUUUAAUUGUAAAAAAUGUCUGCGUUCGACGGAGAAAUCGAUUUUCGAUCGGUGUAUAUGGUGGAUUAUAAAUCGAAGAGUAUUCCGUUUCCACCGCGCGUAAAGGGUACAUGCGACAACUGCCUCAUCGUGGGCGUGAGUCGCGACGCGCUCAAAGUUAAAGAUGUGCCCCGGAAAAUCCCCGACGUGUUAUGCCCUCUGGAGCCGGAGUAUUACAAGAAAGGUGUUGAACGGUUCAAAGACGACUAUCCAGGUCUAGCAAAGAAGUACAUGACCAAAGACGUAGAUCCCAAGCCGAUCGAAAACGAAAUCCAAGAUAUAAAGAGGACUGAGUACUUGGUCAAACAUUGUUCCAGAGAUCUACCAUUUAUGUCGGUGAACUUAGCGCGUCGAGCCAAAGCAAUGCAGACGCUGCACUUGCCCGAUGACAUCUACAUUCCGGACACCACAUACCUCGGCUCGUACCGCCAACCGGAUGAUGAAAAAUACGAAGAACACCCUUCGAAGAUGUCUAUGAGGCCCAAGUAUGAUGAUAAACUCAGAAGGGAGCUUCGGCGCAUCCUGCGCGUAAAUACUGGCGAGACUUCGUAUGACGUCAGCCACGGUCUGCUGGCUAAAGUGAUUCUAGAGAAGAACCCCUUUGGGCCACCUCGUGAAGAGCCCAAAUACGGACGCUGGAAGUCACGUUAUAUGUACACUUACCGUCUUUGAUAUGUUCUGUUUUUGCAUUCAAAGGCAUUUACUACCCCGGGCGUGGACGGGAAAGUCGUCCUCAUGCACAUGUUCCACCGCCACCGCCACCGGCUUCGAUGCACCAUUUCUCAAUGCCAUGAAAUCAUUCCUGGUCUCGACAUUGUUCUCUUUGAAUGGAAUAAAAAAUAUGUGUCAACUAAGUUUUUUUUAUUU